UAAUUAUUACCAAGUAGAAUAGGAGUAAAGUAGUAUUAGUAUAAUGGAUGUUGAAAAUGAGAGCGUAGGAACUUACAUGUCAAAGGAGUCUUCCUUCGGAAAAGCAUUGGCUUCUUCAACAUUCAGUGCACCAGAGCCAGUCCACGUUUUCAGCGAAUUCGGUGACGGAGAUUGCGGAGAGCCCCUGGAGGCACAUCAUCUUCGCUUAGACUUUACCCCCACGGACGACGACGAUGACAAUUCCCAAAAGAAAUGCUGCGAAUUCUGGAAGUACAUUGAAAGUAGAAGUGACUUAAUAGGCAUGAUGGUUCUGCCGGAAAAAGCAAAACCUACCCAGAGUACUGAUACUGACACAGUCUCCAUCCACAAACCAGCUAUGAAGGAGCACGUAUCAAAGCCAAAGACAGCCGUCUCAAUGCUUCAAAUAGUCGAAGAGAAAGGUUUAAUAGAUCGAGCUUUCGAAGCGAAGAUGCAACAAUCGCGAUGCACACUGGGUUCUCACGACUAUGAACUGAGCCCGAAUGCUAAACAAACAAAGUGCCCUUGUCCCUAUCCCUGCGUGAAGUACCCAAACGCUUCUACAUCUACCGCCCGUGCACUUUGUGAGGAACUGGGGGCUUGGGAUGUUAACCAUCCAAAGUAA
Cydia strobilella is the source of this 643-nucleotide messenger RNA. RefSeq lists its product as uncharacterized. Lineage: Eukaryota; Metazoa; Arthropoda; Insecta; Lepidoptera; Tortricidae. The transcript is spliced from 5 exons. Bases 44 to 643 code for a protein of 199 amino acids. The record is from RefSeq and is a predicted model, not a curated record.